Messenger RNA from Cladophialophora psammophila CBS 110553, 474 nucleotides. RefSeq lists its product as uncharacterized. Lineage: Eukaryota; Fungi; Ascomycota; Eurotiomycetes; Chaetothyriales; Herpotrichiellaceae. The transcript has a single exon. Gene Ontology annotation, molecular function: 4 iron, 4 sulfur cluster binding. The record is from RefSeq and is a predicted model, not a curated record. Bases 136 to 369 code for a protein of 77 amino acids.
CUUGACGCUCAAAAUAGGCUGACAACUUUCCGAGAGGUCUUUCAUAUUCUGGCGGUCUCAUACGAAUCCUUCGACGAAAAAGCGGACAUUGCGAUUGGCAGACGGGCUGGCGAUCUAGUUGAAAAACUCUGUGAGAUGGUUGAGUGUUGCCGAGAAUUUGGUAUCACAUUCAAGCUAAAUACGAUCGUUUGCAAGCUGAACGUGAAUGAGGACACGAAUCAGCAUAUCUCAAGGCUCCCCCCAUUUCGAUGGAAAUUCUUUCAGGUUUUGAUGGUUGCAGGAGAGAACGACUCUGAGCAGACACUUCGAGAUGUACGAAAGUUUAUGAUAACGGAUCAGGUAUUUCAGGAGUUCUGCGGAAGACAUUAAAAACAGAGGUGUAUGGUGCUGGAGCCCAAUCGGUUGAUGGCAAAAUCCUAUCCGAUAGUGGACGAGUAUUUGCGAUUCCUUGACCGAGACGGUCGCCAGUCCUCC